This is a messenger RNA of Tribolium madens (black flour beetle), 1549 nucleotides long. It is a transcript of the gene Rad17, whose product is annotated as cell cycle checkpoint protein RAD17. The transcript is spliced from 6 exons. Bases 143 to 1522 code for a protein of 459 amino acids. The record is from RefSeq and is a predicted model, not a curated record. Lineage: Eukaryota; Metazoa; Arthropoda; Insecta; Coleoptera; Tenebrionidae. Gene Ontology annotation, molecular function: chromatin binding. Gene Ontology annotation, biological process: DNA repair; mitotic DNA replication checkpoint signaling; DNA damage checkpoint signaling.
GUCGAUAACAUCUAUAUUAAAAAAAUGUUUUUAUAGCUGUUUAUUAUUUUUAAAUAGUAAUUCAAUUAAUGUAAAUUGUUGAUUGGCCAGCCUGACUGUCACUGUAAAUGUCAACAAAUUUGAAACAAACUCAGCUGAAAUCAUGAAAAAAACCGGAAAUAAAUGGUUAGGUUUGUUUCUCGACCCGGAAAAAACGGACCAUAAUGCCCCCCCAGCGAAACUUGCAAACGCGUCGAAAAAAGACACAUCAGUCACGUCUCCGGUGCCUAAAAAACGCAGCUUUAACUUUCACCAACGCUUAGCGCCGAAGACAGUGCCGGAUUUGGCCAUCCAUUCGAAAAAAAUCGCCGAAGUUGAGCACUGGUUACAAAGCAACGUCUGCGAUAAUAAAAACAGAUCUCCGAAUGCGAAGUUUUUGCUGGUUACGGGCCCCCCGGGGUCGGGAAAGUCGAUCACGAUUCAAAUUUUAUGUAAGAAAUUGUCAAUUGACAUUACAGAGUGGGUGAACCCCCUGGAUCAGGAUUUUGAGGUGUGUCGGGGGCCCAAUCAAGUGGUUCGAUUUGUGGAGUUUUUGACCGAGUCUAAAUGGAAUUCGUUGUUUUCUACUGGAAGUAAGAAAGUUAUUUUAGUUGAGGAGUUUCCAAACACGUUUUUGAGGAAUUGUGACGAGUUUGGAACAGUUUUGGAGGAAUGUUACUACAAAGGGAAUUAUCCAGUCAUUUUCGUUUGCACGGACACGUUUGAUAAUAAAAUUAAUUUAAGCGAUAAAUUAUUUAGUGAAGAAAUAAGGGUUAAAUAUCAAAUUUCGACGAUUAGUUUCAACGGUUGCGCCCCAACUUUGAUGAAAAUUGCCCUUAAAAGGGCUCAAAACCUUGUUCAGGAGAAUCUCGAUUUGUUCAAAAUUCCGGCCCAAAGUACAGUCUCUGCCAUCAUUUCGACGUCAAUGGGCGAUUUGAAAUGUGCCUUAAAUCAGUAUUAUUUUGCCGCUCUUUUAGGAACUUCAGACUUGCCAACAACUCAAACGCAAAAACCCGGAACCAAACGCAAACGUGAUAAUUCCUCUUCAGUGGAAAUAAUGUCACGUGAUGAAAAUUUGGGUCUUUUUCAUGCCCUCGGCCGGGUCUUGAAUCCGAAAUUGGGUGAAAAUGGCCGAAUCGCUUACGAUUUUGACCGACUGAUCAAUGAGUUUACCUCACAACCUGGAGUUUUCACCGGAUUUUUAUUCGAGAAUUAUUUGAAAUAUUUCGGGGAUAUUUUUGAUGCUUGUUUGGCGAGCGAGAAUCUCAGUUUGGGCCAGACUUUCCUCGAGAAGUUGGUCGAUCGGCAUGAUAUUCUCGAUUACGCGCUUUGGGUCUCCGUUUUGGGGUUAAUGGUACAUAAUAGGCAUAAAGUGUCGCGGUGGAACCAAAUCAGGGGCCCUACCAAGGUCCAAAAGGUUGUGCCCAAUCGCGAGAUGUCAGUGUUGGAUCUUUAUUAUUACAAUGUGAUUAAUAAUAAGCCAAAUUCUGGCUUUGUACUGUGAUUAAUAAAAUUGAAUAUCGCGCCUUAA